Messenger RNA from Ascochyta rabiei, 2016 nucleotides. RefSeq lists its product as uncharacterized. The transcript is spliced from 2 exons. Bases 1 to 2016 code for a protein of 671 amino acids. NCBI's taxonomy places the organism in Eukaryota, Fungi, Ascomycota, Dothideomycetes, Pleosporales, Didymellaceae. The record is from RefSeq and is a predicted model, not a curated record.
AUGCUUGCUGACGUCUCUCCUCUCCACCCUACUGAGCGGCACGCGUCUUUGAAGAAGAUCAGACGUCUUGCACUUUCAACAUGUCCUUCCCCACUGGUUCGGAAACUGCCUUACAAAUACAUUGCUCUAAAGAAGAACGAAAUCAGACUACUCCGGCUCUACCCAGGUUGUGGAGAUGCUCCACUCUGCUGCUCGCUUCAUGUCGUCAAUUUGGAUGCUUACGACGAUGUCACAUCAACGUCUUCCGUCGAAGGUUUCGAACGCUAUAAUGCUAUCUCUUACGUCUGGGGAAGCCGGAGGCAUAAGGUCAAGAUAACAUGCGAUGGAAGGACUGUACGCGUUACUUCCAGCUUAGCGGAUGCGCUUCGAAGACUUCGAGACCCAAGCACCACUCAGAUCUUGUGGGCCGAUGCACUAUGCGUAAACCAGAAGGACAACAACGAACGAUCCACACAGGUCAAGAUUAUGGGGCUCAUCUUUUGGAAGGCACAUCGAGUCCAAAUUUGGCUCGGCGAAGAUGAUGAUCAGCCCGAAGCUCGCCGCGCGCGACAUGCCGCCGAACUCAUCAAGGAAUGUGCUCGUUUGUACAGUUCUUCUACAAUCUCAGCUCGCGAUCUGCAUAGUGAGAGGAUAUUCGAUGACCCUCACGACUGGUCACGGCCCGGAAGAGUGGCUGUUGUCUUGCUUUUUGACCGUCCCUGGUUUCAACGUGUCUGGUGCGUGCAAGAAUUGGGUCUCGCUUCAGCCGCAACAUUCAACUGUGGUACUUCACAAUUCACCGCGAAAGAAGUCGGACAGUUUUUCAAACUCUUGAACUACUCAGAAAACGGGAAUAUAUUUUUAAGUAAGAUCGAAUGUCAAAUGCUGGAAAUAGCUCGAGGUUAUCACGAUUCGACCCGCGGUGCCCAUCGCAUCGAGAUCGGCUCAGACCCAGGCUCAGCGGAAAACUUCUUUGACGUCCUCAAACGCGCCCGUGGUCUGAGAUGUACUGACCCAAGAGAUACCGUAUAUGCAUUUCUGGGCCAUCCAACCGCUUUUAAGAAGCACAUUCUUGACGUCGACCCUUACUAUCAUAACCCCAGUAAUUACUACGCUGGGAGGUCAACUAUAAUCUCGCCAAAUUAUGAAAAGGCAAACACUGUUUCCAUUGUUUGUACUCAGCUCGCGAUCAACGCGAUCCAGCAUUUCGAAAUCGGCCUAGAGAUUUUCAAACAUGUGGCACACAAUCAAGAGACUAUCAACGCGGAUAUUCCAUCGUGGGUCCCUCGUUGGGACAUCACCGGUCAAGAUCCGUACUUCAACGGAUUCUGGAACAUGUACUCAGCCUCUGGGACCUUAAAGCCUACGCUGCUUAGUGUUCACUCUCCAGUCGGAAGCAUCUGGAACAGCAAGUUAUCCUUGAUCGCCAUGCGACUGGGCACAAUCGGCUUCGUUCACCCUGGACCUGCAGUCAAUUCAAUCUGGAAACUUGCGGAGAGCCUCUUCCCAGGAAAACGCUUCGCAGGUUCUUCCACGCCUUCAGCAGGGCUCCAGAUUGCACCACAUCUCAUGCCGGAACAGUGCAGACUUGACGAUAGAUGGUCAGACUUUGCGAUGGCUCUGACUGCCGGACUACCUAGAGAGGAUACUCCGAUGCAAGAUUACGAUGGUAGACAGACCACUCGUCAGGCAUAUGGAUUACAAGGGUUUCUUGAUUAUCAUGGACGCGAGCCCCCGCAAGAUCAAAUCGCCGUCGACGAUAGAUUGGUCGAAAUGUUUCACACAUGUUCCAAAGAAAUGGGCACCACGAAGAUAUUCUACAUUACUAACGACGGUCGCUAUGGAUUGGCUCCAACGAUCGCGCAAGAAGGAGAUGAGAUAUGGCUGCCGCUUGGGGCCAAGAUGCCCUGUGUCUUCCGACCAGUCAAUGAGCGAGUUUUCAAAUUAGUGGGGCAGACGUAUCUGCACGGUGUCAUGAAAGGAGAGGCAGUAAAACAGAAGAGCAAGAGGGACUUCCUCUCUGUCAUCUUGUCUUGA